Molecule: messenger RNA, 3564 nt
Organism: Notolabrus celidotus (New Zealand spotty)
Lineage: Eukaryota; Metazoa; Chordata; Actinopteri; Labriformes; Labridae
Gene: anpeplb
Product: alanyl (membrane) aminopeptidase a
Exons: 20
Coding region: 55-2895 (946 amino acids)
Biological process (GO): peptide catabolic process; proteolysis
Cellular component (GO): cytoplasm
Molecular function (GO): peptide binding; zinc ion binding; metalloaminopeptidase activity
Source: RefSeq, a predicted model, not a curated record
AUCUCUAUCACGAAACAACAAGACUCUCCAGACUGACUCCAGGAAGAAACCACCAUGUCUAAAAACUCUUCCAUCUCCAAGGCUUUCGCCGCCACCUCAGCCGUCCUGACCGUCUGUGCCAUCGCUGGCAUUGUCGUCAUGGUCAUUUUGUACAAGACUCAGAUCUCAACGAUGAACCCGACGCCUAGGCCAACCAUCCCGGAAACCACCCCAGGACCACCACCCGUCAUGAGGUUACCAAAGAACCUCAUCCCUGAAAGAUACGAGUUGUUCCUCCAGCCUCACUUCUACACCAAAAUCAUUGAGGAGGUAAACGUCACCAGUCCCAACCAGACAAUGCUCUUUACAGGGAACUCCACGGUUCACUUUCACUGUGUGCAGAGGACCAGCACCAUCUACCUUCACAGCUUGGACCUGACAGUCUCUGAACCCGUGGUGAUGGACAAAGCCCUAAAUGAGAGGAUAGGUGUCUCCUCCAUGACAUACGUUGAAGGCUGGGCGAACUUCCUCGAGAUUAACUUGAGGGACGUUUUAGAGGCAGGAGGAAAUUACAGUUUGUUUCUGAAUUUCAAGGGAGAAAUGUCACAAAGUCUUGAUGGCCUGUAUUUGAGCACAUAUGUUGACGGUGAACCAGAGUAUGAAGGGGAUACGAGUGUGAACAGAUUGCUCGCAGCCACCGAUCUGGAGCCAGCAGACGCCAGGAAAGUGUUCCCUUGUUUCGAUGAGCCGGAGAUGAAAGCAGUGUUCGAGGUGACCAUCAUCCACAGGCUAGAAACAACAGCUCUGGGAAAUGCAGGCAGAUCAGACUCCAACAUUAUAGAUGAGGAAUGGAAAUAUACUCGAUUCUAUCCAACACCCAAGAUGUCUACAUACUUAUUUUCCUUCACUGUUUCUGAGUUCAAGUCAACCCCGUCUGCACACGAGCGCGUGGAUAUCAGAACAUUUGCUCGUCCAGAAGCCAUCGCAGCAGGUCACACUCGAUACGCAGACAACGUCACCGGAAAGGUUCUCGCCUUCUAUGAGAAGCAUUUUGAAAUCAACUACCAACAAAAGAAACUCGAUCAAAUUGCUUUGCCAGACCUGGAACCUGCAGCGAUGGAAAACUGGGGACUGAUCACGUAUGAGCAGGGAUCCUUACUCUUUGAGGACGGAGUGUCCUCACUGCUGCACAAGGAACAGAUCAUCACUGUCAUUGCACAUGAGCUGGCACACCAGUGGUUUGGAAAUCUGGUGACGAUGAAAUGGUGGAACGAUAUUUGGCUGAAUGAGGGCUUCGCCACCUACAUGACUAACUUUGCAGUGGAUCAUGUUGAGCCUACAUUUAAAAUGAAAGAUGCAUUCGUCCUGCACGACCUCCACACAGCAUUUGAGGAGGAUGCUUUGGCCACGUCUGGUCCUAUCAGCCCUCCACAGGACGAUGUCCUGGAGAUCCAUCAGAUAAUUAUGAUGUUCAAUGCUAUAACAUACAGCAAGGGCGCUGUUCUGCUGAGGAUGCUGGCAGACAUGGUGGACGAAAGGGUUUUCAACAAAGGGAUCAAAAUGUACCUGUCUGACUUUAGCUUUAAAAACACUGACCAGGACGACCUGUGGGAAUAUAUACAAAAGGCUGUGGAUGAAGAUAGCGGUCACACAGAGGUUGCAAAGGUGAUGAACACUUGGACCAAACAAAGUGGCUAUCCUGUCGUCACGAUCAACACGACCUCUGGAGAAAUCUACCAGAGGCAUUUCCUGUUCAAUGACACCUCUGAGUCAAGUCUUUGGUGGCACAUCCUGAUCAGAGUGAAGUCCAAAAACUCUGAGACUACCUCUACGUGGUUGGACAGCAGGGAUACAGUAAAGAAAGACGAGUUUAUUUCUAAGAAAGGAGAGUGGAUUCUGGCAAAUGUCAACUCUUUUGGAUACUACAGAGUCAACUACAACCCUGAGAACUGGGAACGCCUCCUAACUCAGCUGGAGUCAAACCCAGAUGGGAUCCCACUGAUGAACCGAGGGCAGCUCAUUGAUGAUGCAUUUAAUUUGGCGAGAGCUAAACUCAUAGACGUGACUCUGGCUUUGAAUUCAACCCGCUUCCUUCGUUAUGAGUACGAGUACCUUCCCUGGGAAUCAGCAGUCAGGAAUCUUCAGUAUUUCGUCUUCAUGUUCGACCGCACAGAGGUUUAUGGACCCAUGCAGGUGUACCUCAGGGAGCAGGUGAGCGGGCUGUACCACUACUUCCAGAAUGACACAGACCUUUCACAAGUCCCAGAGGACCACUCCCAACAGCACAACCAGAUCACCGCCAUAAAUGUGGCAUGCUCCAAUGGACUCCCAGAGUGCACAGCCAUGGCUACAAAGAUGUACGCCGCGUGGAUGAACAGCAAUGACUCAACCAACAGCAUCCACCCAAACCUGCGGUCUGCAAUCUACUGCCAAGCUGUGGCUGCUGGUGGGAAGGACGAGUGGGAGUUUGCCUGGGACAAGUUUCAGAGCUCCAGCAAAACAUCAGAGAAAGACCAGCUCCGUAAAGCUCUGGCCUGCACCAAGAAGAUCUGGCUGCUGACCAGAUACCUACAGUACACUUUGGACCCUGAGAAGAUACGUCUCAUGGAUGUUGCUUCCACUAUCGAUUAUAUAUCUGAGAACGUGGCAGGACAGGCACUGGCAUGGAACUUUAUCAGAGCACACUGGAACUACGUCAAACUGGGACAUGCAGCCCAACUGAUCGAGGGAGUCACCAGAAGGUUCUCAACACAGUUCGAGUUGAAGGAGCUGGAGCAGUUUGAGACGGACUACGGGAUUUCUGCUGCUUCCAGAGCCGUGGAGCAGGCCAUAGAGCAAACCCGAGUGAACAUCCAGUGGAUCAGUGAGAACAAAGACGCCGUGCUCGAGUGGUUUGAGAGCGAAACAGCUUCAUAGAGCGGACAUUAUUAAACAUCCUCUGUUAUUUUUGAGCCUCACAGAUCAUUGAUGCACGCGGUUUUCAAAAUUGCAACGUCACUUUAUCCAUGAAAGACAAUCCCAAUCAAGAGUUAGCUUCACUUUGCCUCAGAGAGAUGAUCAUGAGAGUCAGACUAUCAGAGCUGUGAUCUUCAUAAACACAGAAACAUCGUAUAGAUCUACAAUUGAUGAAAGAAUGUGGUUAAUGUGUGAUACUUAGCGGUGUUUAUGUAUAUACUAAUGUGCAUUAUUUAUACAGUAUUUUCUGUCAGUCAUGAGAUUACCGGUGCUGAUUUUUGCACAUGAUGCUGUUUCAAAGUGUUUUUAUUUUCCAUUGUUUACGACUUACUCACAUAACGUAAAGGACCAGACGUCGUCAAAAGAAAUAAUGCAUGAUGGUACUUGUUCAAUGAUACAUAAGACACCAAAAUAAUAGUAAUAAUUAAGAUAUACCAAGUGUGCAUUGCAGUAGUAUUUUAUUCUAAAUGUGUCCAGGAAGAGGUAUUUAAUAGACCUGAAAUGCAACAGCUAAAUUCAUAAGCACUUUGCUAAUCUCUAGACUAGCUUGUCAACAUUUGCAUGGAUCAGAACCUUCUCUGUUUAUCUUCAGAGUCUGUCUUUAUGUGUGUUAUAUAUAUUGUAAAAAAA